AAAUGCGGGCGUAGAAUAAUAUUACAUAUUUUGUGCAGCUUAUUCAUUGGGUUCAAUCUUUUCUUUUACACGUAGAUAUCGGAAGGGAAACCAGCCAUAAUGGAAGAAACAGUCGUAGUAGACGAGAAGAACUUAAAUAUUGAACAUCUUGAAUCCAACAACUUAGAUGCAGAUGCCCAACGGUUACAAGAUUUAGGUUAUAAGCAAGAAUUCAAGCGAGAAAUCAACUUAUUCGUCCAAGCAGGGUUUGCAUUUUCGACCAUGGCUGUGCUACCAAGUUGGAUGGUUUCGUUUGGUCCUUGUCUCAGUGCAGGCGGUCCGUCGAGUUUAUUUUGGGCUUGGAUAGUGGUCUGUCCAUUUGUCAUGUGCGUUGCGAUUUCUAUGUCCGAAGUUAUUUCUGCUUACCCUUUGGCUGGUGGUGUUUAUUCUUGGUCACUCGUGCUCAGUAACAAGAAAUGGGGACCAUGUAAGUGCAUAACAGUUUAUCGAUCGGUUCUACAAUACUUGAAGCAGAGUAUAAGCAAAAAGUUAAUCGCAAUCUAUUGUAAUUCCAUCAAUAGUUAUGGCAUGGAUAACAGGUUACGCAUAUUUGACUGGUUUGAUUGCUGUGGUAAUGACAUUGGCGUGGACAGGCGCUGAUUUCAUCUAUUCUAUGGCCAAUGUACUCAAUGUAAAGCAGAUUGACAGCCAAGGAGCAUCAGUUGGAUUAUAUAUCGCCUUGGUUGCUGCAGGGACAGUUUAUAACAUUAUGGGCUUGAGAUUCAGUGCUUAUUUGAAUAUGUUCAUGGUUGUUUGGGUGUUUAUUGGUACAUUGGUCAUUAUUAUUGCUGUGCCCAUCAUGGCACCUACUCAUAAUUCAGCCAAGUGGGUUUUCACAGAAUUCAUGAACACUACAGGUUAUGAAAAUAACGGUAUGGUGUUUCUAAUCGGUCUAUUGGUAAGCUUUGAAUGCAGUUAGUAACACAGAGUGAUCAGUUUCUG
This is a messenger RNA of Mycotypha africana, 981 nucleotides long. RefSeq lists its product as uncharacterized. Lineage: Eukaryota; Fungi; Mucoromycota; Mucoromycetes; Mucorales; Mycotyphaceae. Gene Ontology annotation, molecular function: transmembrane transporter activity. The record is from RefSeq and is a predicted model, not a curated record. Gene Ontology annotation, biological process: transmembrane transport. The coding region runs from base 100 to 639 and encodes 179 amino acids. The transcript has 2 exons. Gene Ontology annotation, cellular component: membrane.